Pocillopora meandrina is the source of this 732-nucleotide messenger RNA. The record is from the annotation of a GenBank genome assembly. Lineage: Eukaryota; Metazoa; Cnidaria; Anthozoa; Scleractinia; Pocilloporidae.
AUGUUUUCUGUUUCCAGCGAAAGAAACAAAUACAGACUUGGCCUUGGGAAGUAUACAGGUGAGUGCUUACAAUCUGUGGAUUGGUCUAUUUUACCCAAAACAUAGUUCCCAUAGAGAUACAACCGAAUUAGAGCGAUUCUUUCAUUUUUAAACGGACCAAUAAGCCUAGCGUUACAGAAAAAGGUACUAUUUCUGUUAUUUGCUCCAGAUCCCCAAAGCAGUAGAUUCUUCGUUUUUUUUUCUUUUUUUUUUGUUUGCUUGUUCGUUUUGAGUUUUUUUUUUGUGUCAGAGCUUAUCACAUUCUCUUCUAUCAUCAGAGACUGAAAUACGCUCAAAGACUUAAUUUCUCUCCAAACUAACACACAUUUUCUGGACUUGUUGAUGGUUUCUGAACUCCCACCUUUGAGGGGAGCCGCAAGUUUGGUGUUGUGCCUACUUUUGUUAACUGUCGGUGUUUUUGUCUCAGGAACUGCUGGGGAUUCCUUGAGCUAUCAUCGAAAUAUGGCAUUCUCCACCAAAGAUCGCGACAAUGAUGAUACUUCGAUUAACUGUGCCGCAAAAUAUAGUAGUGCUUGGUGGUACAAAAGCUGUUUCGAUGCCAACUUAAACGGCUACUAUUACCACGGUCAGCAUACUUCGGCCCCUUGGCGUGGUAUCAACUGGGAGGAAUGGAAGGGUGGUAGUUACUCUGCUAAGAGAGCUGAAAUGAAGAUCAGGCCCGUGGACUUUUAA